Messenger RNA from Fusarium redolens, 1419 nucleotides. Its product is annotated as rab-GTPase-TBC domain-containing protein. The record is from RefSeq and is a predicted model, not a curated record. Bases 1 to 1272 code for a protein of 423 amino acids. Gene Ontology annotation, biological process: endoplasmic reticulum to Golgi vesicle-mediated transport; positive regulation of GTPase activity. NCBI's taxonomy places the organism in Eukaryota, Fungi, Ascomycota, Sordariomycetes, Hypocreales, Nectriaceae. Gene Ontology annotation, molecular function: GTPase activator activity. The transcript has 3 exons. Gene Ontology annotation, cellular component: endoplasmic reticulum membrane.
AUGGAUAGUCCGCAGGAUAGCGAUAAUAAGUCGCCAUUGUCUUUCAGUCGCACCAGCAGCAACACCAAUGCCAACACCAACACAGAUAUCUCUCAGGAACCCGACAUACUCUCUCAUCCUAAAGCUGCAGAUAUCAUCGAUGCAUGUAAAUGGAGAGAUAUCAGCCGUCUCCGGUCACUAGCUGAAGCCCAUGGUGGAUUCCUGUCGGACACUCUGCGAAAACAAGCAUGGCCCAUCUUACUAGGUCUCGAUGCUCCCUCUGACGAUAAAGAUGACCUUGAUCUUGCAUCGGCUCAAGACGAUUACAGUGAAUGGAAGCAAUUGCCCCGCCAUCGAGAUGAGGAUCAGGUUCAGCUUGACGUCAAUCGCUCGUUCAUCUACUACCCAAAUAACAUCGUGAGAGCUAAUGCAGUACCAGACCAAUCCGACGCAGAGCUGAGUCUCCGCAAGUCAGAGCUCUCAUCCCUCAUCACCGAGGUCCUACGUCGUUACCCUUAUCUGUGUUACUUCCAGGGCUACCACGACAUCUCCCAGGUUCUACUGCUGGUGCUGGCGCCGGCAUGGAGAGCUCGUGUUCUCGCGCGCCUAUCCGUCCUGAGGAUACGGGACUUUAUGUUGCCCAGUUUUGGGCCGACAACCGCCCAGCUCCGUCUUCUGCCGGACAUCCUCCACGCUGCUGAUCGCAAGCUCCGACGGCAUCUUGCAGGUGUUGAACCCUUCUAUGCCUUAGCGGGAACGCUGACCAUGUAUGCCCACAACAUCGAGACCUAUCAAGACAUUGCCAGAUUGUUCGACGUCUUCCUAGCCCGGGAGCCUGUCUUUACUGUCUACGUGUUUGCGCAGAUCAUUCUUGACCGUCGAAAUGAGAUCUUUGAGAUAGACGAGCCCGAUAUGCUGCACGUCAUUCUGGGCAAGGUGCCAACAAAAAUGGAUCUGGAUGAGCUCAUCAUAAAAUCAGCCGCCCUCUUUGAGCAGCAUCCUCCUGAGACUCUUAGCUACUGGCGGCACAUAUCUAACUUCAGUGCUCUAAAGACAGCCCGGGAUAUUGAAUCCUGCGCGAAACAAACCAUGGAAGAGGGCUCGGAGCUUUUUGAGAAGCAGGUCAAUGAACUUCACUGGCAAGAAGUGCGGGAUCGCAUCAAGUUGGCCCUCUGGCAUUACCGCCGCCCGGUCAGGACUGUUGGGAUGGCUCUUGUUGUGGGAGCCCUGGCUUUCUACCUUCGCCGCAAUCCAAUCCUCGUUCACCGCAUUGCUUCAUUCUUCUCUCGAUAGGCACCGAAUUUCCCGUCCGCUCGAUGAUUUCUCAGGUAGAUUGCUCAAGGUAAGCAUAUUUGAUAUAAAAGUUGGCAGAUGGAAUGAUUUACCCCACGUUAGAAUGGCAUAGAUAACAUUUUGUUUGUUCGAAGCUCUGUUUAGCAA